Messenger RNA from Aaosphaeria arxii CBS 175.79, 999 nucleotides. RefSeq lists its product as uncharacterized. The record is from RefSeq and is a predicted model, not a curated record. The transcript has 3 exons. Lineage: Eukaryota; Fungi; Ascomycota; Dothideomycetes; Pleosporales. Bases 296 to 586 code for a protein of 96 amino acids.
GCGCUUGAGGGCGUCAAUGCACACAAAUAAGACGUUACAGCCCGAUGGGUGUCCUUUGAAAAGUAUAGCCUACCGGUGAACUUCGAAUUCAGAUAACAAUCGUCCUGCUUCAUCGUCCUUGAAAUUAUAUAAACACUGAUGGUCCUCCAAAGCUCGGAUAUCAGACAACACAUAUACUAAGGAUUCCUUGCGUCAAGAUCGGCUGUUUGUGUCUAUCAUUUACCUUUCUUUUCUUGCAUUCACCAUACGUUUCAACCAUACGUUCUUACUAUACGUUUUAUUUUAUUUUUCCAUUAUGUCCGCGACAAAUCAGUACUUUCUUCCAGGGUUCGGCAUCUCGAGAGCGGUAAUCCAGUCUGAGAUACGAUACCACUGCGGGCCAGAUGCAAUCGUAAGACCUUAUACUCUCCAGGGCCGCGACGGAUUCCUUGUAACAGCUUCAGGGCCUCAGUUGACUAAGCAUCAAAUCGAAGACAUCAAAGCUGCUUCUCGACACUAUGAAGAGAAACAAUCUCGCCGAGCGGACGAAGUCGACGUUUUCGUUAAUCAACCAAUACAAGUCCACCAAAGAAUGCGAAGAUACUAAACAUACGUCAAUCAUGAUCCCAACUGUUGCAAGCGAAAUACGUGGAAUAAUUACGACGCUGGCGUUCGGCAGGAGAAAUUGCUAUUUAAUCGGUCUUCUGCUUUGUGAUUCUCGUUUUGAUAAAAUCGGAAACUUCGCGAAUCACGUUGAUUUUGUCCCCCAUCCCAGCACUCAGAACAUACGUCCUUGUUUUCCUUGCGAUUCGGGGGGAGUUAGACGGCGAAGAUCGGGGCCAUCCGGAGCCUCUGGGAUAACGGCCUGUGUCGGAUUUCUGUAUGGUGUUUUGUUGUUGAUAUAUCCUUUCAUAUCUCGGUUCUAUGUUUGUUGUAUGCUAUAUCGUAAUGCCAAAGCUCGCUAUUCGUAGGGCAAUGAUGCCUACGCUCGAAUCAUGCAUAAUUGGCUCUUUGUACGAC